ACCGGAAACUCGCCUCCCUCCCCGAGGAUGCUAACCCAGUUAGCUGUGUUUUCUACGGUGUUUGGCUGGUCACGAACUGGUAAUGUAACGUCAGCCGAGAAAGCGGCAGCCAUUUCAUUCUCCGAGGGACAGGACGCACAUUGAAGCCUUAAAACGUGACGUGGAAGCUCCACAAUGGUGAAAAUAUUCAUCGGGAAUCUGUCACCAGACACAACAUCAGAUGAACUUCGCUCUCUCUUCUCCCAGUAUGGCAAGAUUGGAGAAUGCAGUAUUGUCAAGAACUUUGGCUUUGUGCACAUGGAUGACAAAGCAGAGGCAGAAGAAGCCAUCAGCAACCUCCACCAUUAUGAGCUGAACGGCCAGCCUAUGAAUGUAGAAUUGAGUCGUGGCAAGUCAAGAGGAUCCACUAAACUACAUGUUGGCAACAUUGCCUGUACCAACCAGGAGCUGAGGGCCAAGUUUGAAGAGUUUGGUUCUGUGCUGGAGUGUGACAUAGUAAAGAACUAUGCUUUUGUUCACAUGGAACGAAUGGAGGAUGCGAUGGAGGCCAUUAAUCAGUUAGACAACACGGCUUUUAAAGGCAAACUGAUGAGCGUGAAGCUUUCGACUAGCCGCCUGCGCACUGCGCCGGGAAUGGGAGACAGAUCGGGUUGUUAUCGUUGCGGGCAGGAAGGCCACUGGUCCAAAGAAUGCCCUCUAGACCAAAAUGGCUACCACAGAAACGGCUCAGAGCCUAAGUCUGAUGGAUACGAUGCCUCGAGAUUCGGCGGGCGUGCUCGCAACAGGGGUUAUCCGGACUUCAGUGGCGAUCCGGAGUAUGGUGGCGGCUACGCUCCUGUACAUGGUUUUUCCCGGGGUUCUGGUCACAGCGGCAGCAUGGCAGGGUACAGAAGGGGUUCAGGCUACGAGGGUGCAAUGAGAUAUGGGCCACACCCAGGUUACGGCAUAAGCGCUGUUGCUGAACAUAGCAUGGCUCGGAUGUAUGGCAGCGAGGCGGCAUACAGGAGCAACGGCUCACUCUAUGGCGCGGUACCAGGCUACCCGAUGCGACGGUCGCCUUAUGAGGAAAGGGAUCCGUACGGGGUCGUGGACUACUACGAGAAGUACAGGGCCAAUUACGGAGGCAGUUAUUUUGAGGAACGUCGCGCUGUCCCCAUGCCUGCUCCAUCAACAUCCUCCUCCACAGCUUUAAUGAGGGAGCAUCUGCCUCCCUCUAGCCUCGACCCCUACGAGUGCCCUCCCCUCCCUCCUCCACCAGCCCCAGUCUCCUCAUACUACGCACGUGACCGGAGUCCGAUUCGGAGAGUCCCUGUCGAGGCAGAUGGAUACGCAUAUGAGCGUUCGCGCCUUUCCCCGGUGCCCGCCCACCCAAGAAGUUCUACCUACAACCAUCCGCGGGAUCCCGGCGCUGAUAGGCCACGGUAUACAUACUAAUCUUGUCCUUUACAGCCAGGUGAGAGCUGUCUGACAUUUAGUGGAUAGGAUAGCCUAAGUGCCAUUGGAAUCACUGAAAAUGAAACAUUCUAUCUCAUUGGUAAUAUCAGGGGGAAAGUCUGCCCUCUGUGUAUGUGAGGCGUUUGAGUAGUAAGAGUAAGGUUACAGUAAAACUAACCAGUCAUGAUAGCAAAUGACUAGAUUUCAUUGUGAAUGGUUGAAUGCCCUCAUAUGCUAUGAUCUCAUUCCAGGUUAUACUUUAAAAUGCAGUACAGUUAAUGCUCAGUUGACCGCUUUUCAUUGUCCUUUUAACAUGUUGUGGUAUUGCUGCACUUCUGAGAUGGCUUAGCCCAAAUACAGAUACUCGGUAUAGCUAUGAUUUGGUUGAUGUCUGUUCAUGACACUGUAAGAAUUUUUUUUCCCACCUGAAAGUAGCUAUAUGUUUAUACACUAUUUAGAUGAAGUUAAUAGAAAAAUUAGUGCAUGGUGCAUGUUUUAGAGGUGAGUCUUAGUCUCGUCAAUAAAAAUCUAAUUUUCUUUCAGCAUCUUAAGCAUUGUGAAUUUUAGUUUAUUUGUGUAAGUUCACGUUGUUAACACAAAUGUGAAGCAAUGGCAAAACAAAUUAAAAUAAUGUAUGCUUCAUCACUUACAUUGUUUAACCUGUGGGCUUAAAUGUCACACCUGUACCAUAUAAGGACCUGCACACUGUAAAAGGUGGUUAGACAUUAUACUUGGUUUAUAUCAGACUUUUUGUGAAAUUAAGUUGAAGUUUUUAUCAAGCUGCAUUGUGAUCAUGUUUUUUUAAUCACUAGGUACAUUACUUACAAUAUAUAGAUUUUCAUUGCUGUGAUGAAUUCUGUAUGAGGCUUUACAUCUUGCUUCACCAUAUAUUGGAGUGUCAUCAUAAAAUGGCCUCAAUUGUCUAUGCUGUCUGUCUUGAUUUCUAGUGACAUGGUUCAAAUUAAAAUCUGUCUGAAGUCUGAAAACUGUGA
Epinephelus lanceolatus (giant grouper) is the source of this 2426-nucleotide messenger RNA. Its product is annotated as RNA-binding protein 4.1-like. The record is from RefSeq and is a predicted model, not a curated record. Lineage: Eukaryota; Metazoa; Chordata; Actinopteri; Perciformes; Serranidae. Gene Ontology annotation, molecular function: mRNA binding; zinc ion binding. Gene Ontology annotation, cellular component: nucleus.